AUGGAUAUCGAUGAAUUUCUCAACGAUCCAUUCGAGGACGCAUUGCGACCCAGAAAUGCCAAUACACCCGAGGCAGACCUACAAGCUUUAACAAGAGCAUGGAUUAAUGAGCGUGGAGCUCCAGAGAUUCUACCAUGGCCUCCCAAUAAUCUCGUCGAGCGAGUUACAGAACGAAUCAAAAAGCAAAUCGAGAAAGUAGAAGAAUUAACUGGAGAUAUGGAUCCGAAGACCAAUUUUGGUCUAAUAUGUUUACAAACGGAGUUGGAGAGGUGGAAGUAUCUAAUUAGAGGAUUGGUCAGGGCUAGAAUCGCAAAGAUUGAUGUGCAUACUUUACACUAUCUGAGUAACGAAGACCUUCGAGCACGAUUAUCGGAAACCGAAAUUGCGUAUGCUACGAGACAUCAACAGCUAUUGCAUAACCAUUACUUAUCGAGUUUCUUGGGGAGUUUCCCGAGCACAUUACAGAAUUUAAAUGAUCAAGCUGGAGGUAUUUCUAUGAUUAGUGGACCGGAUGAAGAUACAGCGGUAUUUGCAAGAGGUACGGGAAGUUACGAAGAGUUUUCUGGUGAUGGUGGUAGCGUAUCUGUUUUGGGAAGAGGGAGAGAUGGUGAUGAUGUUAAAGAUGUUGGGAGAGGGGAAGUUGUGAUUGCGAGAUGGUCGGAUAUUAAGGAGCAUGUUGAGAGGGGAGAAAUGGAAUUGGUCUGAAGAGAGGUGCACUAACGACAAGAUGCACCAUGCACUGUGCUCCUCGCCAUCUUCAAUGACGAUAAACGACAAUGCUGCCAAUAAUGGCGCUUGUGGUGCGAUUUACCCAUCCGAAGCUCUCUCGUUUGGCGACUCCUCUACUUGCUUGUGUCGCCGAGAAACAUUUUGUCCCAAACAUUACCAUGGCUGGGGCUCUCGUUGGAAUUCACACCUAUUGCGAAUUAUCACACUUUAUGAACAGCUAAUAGGGUAUUACCUGGAAAUACAUCAUUUUGUAUCAGGGGAGACAAAGAGAUAUCAGAAAGAUUCGAGAAAGGAAUUUCGCACCUUUCUCAAUUAACUCACUCAGCAAAUUUGCAGUUCCGUCUCGAGGGGUAUUCAGAAGACCUGCUCCAUCUAGAGCAGAAUUUUAUGGAUUAACUCUUACUUAUGAGAUAGGCAAGUAAAAGCCGACACCUGGGUAUACAGACUCCAAUAAGGAAUUAGAAGUACUCGAUAAUGAGAGUUCUGGCUCACAUAUUUCGCUAAUGUUAAUUCCGUGAGUGUUUGCACGUGAAAAAGCAAUUUAUUUUCCUCAAGUAUCCAUGUAUUCCAAUGCAUUGAUUCAAGCGCAAGUAUAUAUGUAUGUAUUCAAGCUUUAGCGGUCCGGGUUCAGAAGGAGAAGAGGAAGCAACAAAAAACGCAUGAAACUUUUUUGUCUACAUUUUCACAGAAGUGUUCGAUUUCCGGUACUUCACGUCAUACAACUGGGUGUUGAAAGGUGAUUCUUAGAAUA
Messenger RNA from Botrytis porri, 1480 nucleotides. RefSeq lists its product as uncharacterized. The transcript is spliced from 3 exons. Gene Ontology annotation, cellular component: GINS complex. Lineage: Eukaryota; Fungi; Ascomycota; Leotiomycetes; Helotiales; Sclerotiniaceae. Gene Ontology annotation, biological process: DNA-templated DNA replication; double-strand break repair via break-induced replication. The record is from RefSeq and is a predicted model, not a curated record. The coding region runs from base 1 to 705 and encodes 234 amino acids.